AUGAAGAAUCGAAGAGAACAGGGGUCCAAAGCAGACGCCACGGUGGAGGUGGCUGCUACGCCAGCCCAACCAGAGCAUACCCUCGAGGAGUACGAGCGGCUAUUUGGUGUUGACGAAGAAGCGUAUGAGCAGCCUACCACAACUCGCAAAGAACUCUGGUCUUACUACCUCUACUACAACGGUGACAAUGGUGUUGGUCCGGGCUCAUACAGCCAAGCCCUCUUCCAAUGGGCGCUGAACGGGGCAGGCUAUCAGCCCGACACAGAGCCACCGCUGCCCUGCACGAGCUCCUCGGCAUGCGUGGUACCCUGGGCAGGGGGCACGCGAUCUGUCUCGUCGGUGAUUCUGAUCGCCAAUGGCCUCUGUUUUACCUUUAUGACGGUCAUAUUUGUGUGGCUUGGAAGUGCUGCUGAUUACGGUUCGUUCAGUCGGUGGCUACUCUUGGGCCUUACUGUGGUCUGUUGGGCGCUGCAGUAUGGUAUGAUGGCCAUCCGAGACCCGAGUCAAUGGCCUGCAGCGAUGGGAAUGUACGUCGUGGCAUACAUUUGCUACGGAGCCACCCUGGUAUUCUAUGCUGCAGUUUUCCCUCGAUUGGCGCGGUAUAUGCCUCAUGUGCGAAAGGCGCGAGAGGAAGACUUGAGAGAAGGCAAGAUUGACCAGAAGGAGUAUGAUGCGAUCGAGUCGCUGGAGCGAAAUCAUAUCAGUAAUAUUUCAACGGCACACAGCAAUAUUGGAUACUUGCUUACUCUGGUGCUUAAUCUGAGCGUGCUUCUACCGAUGCAGAGCAACCAAUUUUCAAACAAUCUGGCCUUGUGUCUGACGAACUCAUACUGGGUAAUCCUAGGCAUUUGGUGGUUCCUAUUCCAGCAAAAACGCCCUGGACCUAAAAUUCCCAAAGGCUCCAGCUAUGCAACCAUCGGGUUCAAGCAGAUCUGGCUGGCCAUUCGCGAGAUAAGGUCCCUCCCACAAACAUUCCUCUAUUUCUUCGCAUAUUUCCUUCUUGCGGACGGCUUGAAUACGACUGGAACUCUCGUCAGCAUUAUCCAGAAUGAUCAGGUUUCAUUUUCUUUCCUCCAGAUUACCUACUUGGGAAUCACGCAGGCGGCUUGCUCGAUUGCCUCGACCUUUGGUUUCUGGUAUAUCCAGAAGUACUUCAAAUUCAAGACGAAGAAUAUGUUCUUGUUUACCAAUUUUUUUACCGUCUUGAUCCCCUUUUGGGGCAUGCUCGGACUUUGGACAAACCGAAUCGGGUAUCAUCAUACUUGGGAGUUCUAUUUCUACAAUGUCAUCUUCGGACUUUUUCAGGCUCCCUACUAUGCGUACGCCCAAACAAUGAUAAGUGAGUUAAUGCCCCGCGGAUACGACAACAUGUUCUUUGCGCUCUUCGGAAUCACAAACCGCGCGUCCUCUAUCAUCGGGCCAAAUGUCAUUCAGGCCAUCAUCAACGACUCACGCAACAAUUGGAUGGGCUUCCCAUUCCUCUUUGCCAUCUGUGCCGCGGCAAUGAUUGCUAUCUGCUUCGUGGAUGUGGAGAAGGGCCGCGAAGAUGGUAGGAAAUUCACGGAGAGGCGUAAGGUGGAUCGUGUUGUGGCGGAGACGGGACUCAGUGCCGAUGCAAUUGUCAAGGGCAAGGGUGUCAUGGACAAUGGAGAGAUGGGGAGUGAUAUCAAUGGCAAUGGACACUCUUCUACAGAGCCUGUGGAGAGAGGAGAGUUGGCUUGA
Penicillium subrubescens is the source of this 1722-nucleotide messenger RNA. RefSeq lists its product as uncharacterized. Gene Ontology annotation, biological process: amino acid transmembrane export from vacuole. NCBI's taxonomy places the organism in Eukaryota, Fungi, Ascomycota, Eurotiomycetes, Eurotiales, Aspergillaceae. The coding region runs from base 1 to 1722 and encodes 573 amino acids. The transcript has 9 exons. The record is from RefSeq and is a predicted model, not a curated record.